Messenger RNA from Trypanosoma grayi, 3027 nucleotides. Its product is annotated as 2-oxoglutarate dehydrogenase subunit. The transcript has a single exon. Bases 1 to 3027 code for a protein of 1008 amino acids. The record is from RefSeq and is a predicted model, not a curated record. NCBI's taxonomy places the organism in Eukaryota, Euglenozoa, Kinetoplastea, Trypanosomatida, Trypanosomatidae. Gene Ontology annotation, cellular component: oxoglutarate dehydrogenase complex; mitochondrion. Gene Ontology annotation, molecular function: thiamine pyrophosphate binding; oxoglutarate dehydrogenase (succinyl-transferring) activity. Gene Ontology annotation, biological process: tricarboxylic acid cycle.
AUGAUGCGUCAUGCCUUCUGUCGAGGCAUUGUUGCCAUCCCGCCGCGUGGUUUCGCGCGGUCCUACACAGACGCCAAGACAAUUCGCCAACCGAACAGGUUUGAUCAGCUUGUAGACGCCCAGAACGAGGCAUACAUUGAAGGUCUAUUGAAGCAGUACGAGAAGGACCCGACGCUGGUGGAGCGCAGCUGGAUCCCUGUGCUGGAGAACAUCAAGAAAGGCCCUGCUGAUGAGCCCGUUGUACCCACCUUUCACCGCCCCACCUCGGGGCGCACACUGACGGAGCAGGAGAGGUUGCAAAAUAUGAGUCUUUCGUGGAUGAUUCGAGCGUAUGAACGGAACGGGCACUACAUCGCUGCCCUGAACCCGCUGUACUACACGGAAGCAGUUCGCCAGACCGCACUCCACCCCUCUGUACUGGACCCUGCCAGCUUCGGCUUCACUGAAGAGGAUCUUCAGAAGGUCUUCCACGUGACUUUUGGGUGUGACUUUAAGGCGACCUUUGUUGGUGGCGGGACGGCACGCACGCUGAAGGAUAUCGUGGCACAACUGCGACGCAUGUACUGUGGUCCAAUUGGAUUUGAGUUUAUGUUCUCCGGUUACUUUGACCUCCGAAACUGGUUUCGCCAGGAGAUUUUGAACACACUGACGCCGCUCGAACGCAAAGAUCGCCUCAACAUUUUUGACGAUGUGGUGCGCAGCUGUGGCUUCGAGCACUUCCUGCAAAUCAAGUACGCGACACAGCAGCGCUUCGGCCUUGACGGUGGUGAGGCGCUUAUCCCGGCGAUGAAGGCGGCGAUUCAGGAAGCCAACGACCAGGGCGCCACCUCCUGCAUCCUUGGCAUGGCGCACCGCGGUCGCCUGAACGUGCUGGCAAAUAUUCUGCAGAAGUCGACGGUAAAUAUAUUGGGUGAGUUUGAAGGUAAGGUGCCCAGCAACACGACGUCACACAUCGGCGACGUCAAAUAUCACCUUGGGCAUCGCAAAUACGUGCCUCUUCGCAAUGGAAGUUUCAUUGAUCUUGAGCUUCUGCCCAAUCCGUCUCAUCUGGAGGCGGUGAACCCGCUUGUUCUCGGCAAAGCCCGUGCACGGCAGGUGUAUGAAGGCAAGGCGGACUCCUCAAAGACACUUCCCAUUCUCAUUCAUGGUGAUGCCGCUAUCAUGGGUCAGGGAUCGUGCUAUGAGACGAUGGGAUUCUCUGACCUCGAACAGUUCCAGGUUGGUGGCACAUUGCACAUCAUAUUGAACAAUCAAAUCGGUUUCACAACGGACGUCUGGGACAGUCGCAGCAGUACUUACUGCAGCGAUCUUUCAAAGGUAAAUAACGCACCCGUGCUGCACGUUAACGGGGACGACGUCGAGGCGUGCGUCCGCGCAUGUCGUAUUGCUGCACGCUUCCGCCAGGAGUUCCACCGCGAUAUCAUCAUUGACCUCGUCUGCUAUCGCCGCAAUGGCCACAACGAGGCGGAUUUACCUGACUUCACCCAACCGCAAAUGUAUCAGGCGAUCCGCAACCACCCCAGGCUGGUUGAUGUGUAUUCAAAGACUCUACUAAAAGAAGGUCUUCUGACUGAAGAGGUGGUCGCAACAAAGAAGAAGGAAUACGAAGGGCAAAUGCGUCAAGCACUCGAAGCCGCGCAAAGCUCACAGGAUUUUGUCAAGGUAAUGCCGUACUUCCAACUCGAGUCGGAGAAUCAAGCCGAGAUGCUCCAGCCAGCAGUGAGAUCUACAGAUGACAUCCCUGCACCAGUGGAAACGGGUGUUGAUAUUGAUGUCCUUCGAAGAGUUGGUAUGCACAUCACCACGAUCCCCAGCGAUGUAAAGAAGCCACACCCAGUCCUGCAGCGCACGUAUGCGGCUCGCAAGAAAGCGAUUGAAUUGGGUGAGGGUGCAGAGUGGUGUCUGGCCGAGCUUCUCGCCUUUGGAACGCUUUCCUUGGAGGGGGUGAGCAUACGUCUCACGGGCGAGGAUGUUGAGCGAGGCACCUUCACACAGCGGCACGCCGCAGUGACCGAUCAGGAAACCAACGCCAAAUACAUUCCCGUAGCUAAUCUGUCAACGGACCAGGCACUUGUGACGAUCUGCAACAGCAGUCUUUCAGAGUUGGGUGUGUGUGGAUUCGAGCUCGGCUACAACGUUGAAAAUCCGUCCAACCUCUGCAUGUGGGAGGCUCAAUUUGGUGACUUUGCCAAUGGUGCCCAGGUUAUCAUUGACCAGUUCUUAUGCUGUGGCGAAGAGAAGUGGGAUUUGAAGUCCAGUCUGAUCCUGUCGCUACCGCAUGGUUACUCUGGAGCAGGUCCUGAGCACAGUUCCGCCCGAAUCGAACGUUACCUACAGCUUAGCAGUGAUACUGACUCGGUCCCGAAUAAUUUCCGUCAAUCCUCUCCUGCACGUAUGAUGGAAGCCCGUAUUCAGAAGUACAACUGGCAAGUUUGCUACCCGAGCACUCCAGCAAGCUACUUCCACAUGUUGCGCCGCCAAGCGGUACGCACAGAUGUUAAGCCCCUUGUCUUUUUCUUCUCCAAGGCACGUCUCCGCGCCCCCAACGUGUCCAAUCUUUCCGAGAUGGCGAAGGGCACCGCGUUUAUGCCUGUCAUUGACACUGCUGCGCGUAAUGAUGUGGUGGCACGCAAGGUUCUCUUCUGUACGGGUCAAAUAGAGAGUAUUGUGGAUGACUACCGCAAAAAGCAAUCUGCGCAAACGCCCGGUAUACAUGAGGAUGUUGUGCUCGUGAAGCUUGAGCAGCUCUCGCCCUUCCCAUGGGAGCAGGUCGCUGAUGUCUUGGAGAAGUACCAUGGUCGCAAUCCGAACGUUCAGUUUGCAUGGAUGCAGGAGGAGCCGAAGAACAUGGGUUCAUGGGCGUACAUGCGCCCACGCUUCCAGCGCCUCAUGCGCCACCUCGGCAUUGCGCAGAGUGGCGACAGCUUCACGUAUAUCGGUCGGUCAACCUCAGCGUCCCCUUCGACUGGUUACGGCUCCGUUCACGUGGAAGAAGAGAACAAGCUUAUCGCUGAAGCAUUGGCGUAG